Neocloeon triangulifer is the source of this 1261-nucleotide messenger RNA. RefSeq names its product H2.0-like homeobox protein (gene H2.0). Gene Ontology annotation, molecular function: DNA-binding transcription factor activity, RNA polymerase II-specific; sequence-specific DNA binding. The record is from RefSeq and is a predicted model, not a curated record. The coding region runs from base 210 to 1091 and encodes 293 amino acids. Lineage: Eukaryota; Metazoa; Arthropoda; Insecta; Ephemeroptera; Baetidae. The transcript has 4 exons. Gene Ontology annotation, biological process: regulation of DNA-templated transcription.
UUUGCUGCGUUCUCCAAGCACCGCAAACCCAUUCGCCUGUCCCAUAACAUCAAGAAGUCUUCUUGAGCGCAACCGUUUUUCUGCUCCAUCGAGUGCUCUUGCUGUGUGAGGAUGCGCGUGCUCGAUGGAGCGAAGAAGAGCUUUUUCGACUCCGCCUCCAGCAGUCGUCGCCCAUUUCGGCACACGGAGACUUGUUGUCAGUCGCAAUCAUGUUUCUGCCCAUGAGCCACGAGGUCAGCGCCGCGAUGACCACCUUGCUGCUCGACCGACGGCCGCCGGUACCUCCGACCUCGCCACCCUCGUCCAAGUCGCUCAAGUUCGGCAUGGACCGCAUUUUGGCCGACAGCUCCUCGACCGGCAGAAAAACAGAUUCGCACAUUGAAUGCGGUGUCCAGUCGCUGGAGCCGAGGGUGUCCUUUGCGUGUCAGCGGUGCUGCGGAAGCUGCGAGGCGGGCAACUCGAUGGUGCCCUGUUCCGAGUGCGUGAGUUCCCUUCUGCACUGCUGCACCGUGUCCGCACCACCUCUCGCCCCUUCUUCCGCCUACCCUUACGCUCCCCUGCCGUACCUGUCGCAGCACCACACCGCCGCAACUCAACACUACAAUAGCAUUUACAAUCCUGAGCUAUCCCACGGCGCCAAGUCGCAUUCUGUUGGAGCUUCGCACGAAUCGCCACACAAUCAAACCUCUGCAACCGGCUCUAAUAAAAGAAAAAGGUCCUGGUCACGAGCAGUUUUUUCCAACUUGCAGCGCAAGGGCCUGGAAAAGCGAUUCCAAAUUCAGAAGUACAUCACCAAGCCAGACAGGAGACAACUCGCCGCCACACUUGGACUCACAGAUGCUCAGGUGAAAGUUUGGUUCCAAAACCGUCGAAUGAAGUGGCGACACAGCAAAGAGGCCAAGUUAGGCGUUUCGCCCUCAACGACAGGUGUAUGCGUUUCGGCAAACGUAAUCAUGGGGCACGCAGUCCCCGUCGAGGCAGUCCGCGUCGAUUUUGACAGAGGCGCGGCGGACUCGACUCAAAUCGAGUCACCCACUGACUUUGUUUCGUCUGACGAGGACUCGGAAGUCGACGUUGAGGUUAUGAGCUGAUGAAAAGAAAAUUGCCAAAAACAUUCAUAGUGCUGUACAUUGUGCCAUAGUGUGUGCCUUGAAUUUUCAAAAGAAAUGACUCGAAUGAAAAAUCACCUUUUAAUUAAAAAAUUAAAUAUGUUUCAAACAUGAUAAGGAUAAAGAAUUGUGCCAAAAUAAACUUAAUUAAU